AUGCAGCGUUCAGAUUCGGGUGCAUCCUAUCCUUCAAAACAGGCGCCGACGUCGGAUCCAGCCAACCUGGCGCCCCCGACACAAUCCAGAGGGAACGCAACCAUCAGGACGGUUGCCAGUUUUGAGACACCCUCGGAACUAUCGACAAGCGGCACGCGGUCAGCUAGAAGCAGCGGCUUCUCUGCAUCCGCGGCCAGUGAUGCGAGCGGCGCCUCCGACAUCGACAUCUCGAAUCACCACAACGUUCAGCCAGACCUGCAAAGGCAGCCGUACAACAUGUCCCGCUUCAAGUCGCCAUCUCCGGGGCCGGAGAGCCGAUUCGGCAGGUCACCCACAACACCAGAGUUCUCAACCAACGGCGAUGGUCUGGAUGAGAAGACAAUGUCAUUACAGGUUCCAGAAAGCAAUUCAGGCGACCUCUCCGGGUUUACCAGGGAAGGCUCUCCGGGCUGGGAUGGAGCAGUCGGCAAAGCAGGUCUUGGAAAGACGGGACGUGUCAUCAACAAGCUGGUGGCGGACAACGACAGCCUCAAGCGCGAGAUCAAGAUCGAGCGGCUGAAGGCGGACGAGGCGAAACAGUCUGCGAGGCUGAUCGAAGACAAGAUGGACAAGUUGGUGGCCGACUAUGAAUCACGGCUCCUCGAAGCCAGCGUCACCAAGACAUUGUUGGCCAGGAAAGAGCGCCAAGUCGAGACUUUGCAAGCGGCUGUCGAGCUGGAGAAGAAGCGCACGUCUGACGCGCAGGAGAGGGAGAGGACUUGGAAGCACGAGAUGGAACAGAGCCGGCGGGAAACCAAAGUGCAAGUACAAGAAGCAGUCGCGCAGGCUGCGCUAAGUGACGGACGAUACAAUGCGAUAGCCUCGCACUGGAGGGAUCAAGGGCUGGACGUGAAGCGCGCGGCUGCCAAGCUCGACAGCAGGAUAAAGUCCCUCGUGGAGGAACGGCAGGAGGAUGACGAGCGUAUCAACACUCUGCGUGACUUGUGCGACCAGCAGGACGGCAACAUCCGAGAACUCAGGGAGCAGAAGGAGGAGAUCAGCCGCCAGUUUGAGGCGUACAAGAGGCAACAGGAAGAGGCCCUGCAGGAGAUCAAGCGGUCGGCCAGGGAGAGGGAAGAGACACAGCGCAAGACACUGGAGGAGGCCAAGGAGGUGCUUGACAAGCUGAAGUGGGCUCUUAAUGUCAAGCAGACCGUUGCGGGCGCGCAGUAA
Molecule: messenger RNA, 1212 nt
Organism: Microdochium trichocladiopsis
Lineage: Eukaryota; Fungi; Ascomycota; Sordariomycetes; Xylariales; Microdochiaceae
Exons: 2
Coding region: 1-1212 (403 amino acids)
Source: RefSeq, a predicted model, not a curated record